This is a messenger RNA of Gekko japonicus, 3774 nucleotides long. It is a transcript of the gene RC3H1, whose product is annotated as ring finger and CCCH-type domains 1. NCBI's taxonomy places the organism in Eukaryota, Metazoa, Chordata, Lepidosauria, Squamata, Gekkonidae. Gene Ontology annotation, molecular function: metal ion binding. The record is from RefSeq and is a predicted model, not a curated record. The transcript is spliced from 20 exons. Bases 165 to 3575 code for a protein of 1136 amino acids.
CUUUCAUGAAUACAUGGAGCUCCAGAGACAAAGGUUAUAUUUCACACUAUGUGCUGACUGUCUGUACUUACAGAAGAUAUUUAAAAACAAUUUUUUUUCCAAAAAAUUUGAUUCCAGUGGAAUCUGUGCUUUAAAUUUUGUCUUGUGAAUUAACGCCUGAAGCAAUGCCUGUACAAGCUCCACAAUGGACGGAUUUUCUCUCCUGCCCUAUUUGCACACAAACCUUCGACGAAACGAUCCGGAAGCCCAUCAGCCUGGGCUGUGGCCACACAGUCUGCAAGAUGUGCCUGAACAAGCUCCACCGGAAGGCAUGCCCCUUUGACCAGACCACUAUUAACACAGACAUCGAGCUUCUUCCCGUGAACUCUGCUUUGUUGCAGCUUGUGGGGGCUCAGGUGCCAGAACAGCAGCCAGUACCUCUGUGCAGCGGUGCUGAGAAUACCAAGCAUUAUGAGGAGGCCAAGAAAUGUGUGGAAGAACUAGCCUUGUACCUUAAACCACUCAGCAGUGCUAGGGGUGUUGGGCUGAACAGCACCACCCAGAGUGUACUCAGUCGCCCUAUGCAGCGGAAGCUGGUGACCUUAGUCCACUGCCAGCUGGUGGAGGAAGAAGGGCGGAUCAGGGCGAUGCGAGCCGCGCGGUCGCUAGGAGAAAGGACGGUCACAGAGCUCAUCCUCCAGCACCAGAACCCCCAGCAACUCUCCUCCAACCUUUGGGCUGCAGUGAGGGCCAGAGGCUGUCAGUUCCUUGGACCAGCCAUGCAAGAGGAAGCUCUCAAGUUGGUUCUUUUGGCUUUGGAGGACGGAUCUGCUUUGUCACGGAAGGUCUUGGUUCUCUUCGUGGUACAGAGGUUGGAGCCGCGAUUUCCUCAGGCUUCGAAAACCAGCAUUGGGCAUGUUGUCCAGCUCCUUUACAGGGCCUCUUGUUUCAAGGUAACUAAACGCGAUGAAGACUCCUCCCUGAUGCAGCUGAAGGAGGAGUUCCGAACGUAUGAAGCUCUGAGGCGGGAGCACGAUUCCCAGAUUGUGCAAAUUGCGAUGGAGGCUGGUUUGCGCAUCGCCCCAGAUCAGUGGUCCUCGUUGCUAUAUGGUGACCAGUCCCACAAAUCCCACAUGCAGUCCAUCAUUGACAAGUUGCAGACCCCAGCCUCCUUUGCACAGAGUGUUCAGGAGCUAACAAUUGCUCUCCAGCGGACUGGAGACCCCGCCAAUCUGAAUAGGCUUCGACCUCAUCUUGAACUCCUAGCAAAUAUUGAUCCCAGUCCAGACGCCCCGCCACCCACGUGGGAACAGCUUGAGAACGGGCUGGUUGCUGUGCGGACUGUGGUACACGGCCUGGUUGAUUACAUCCAGAAUCACAGCAAGAAAGGAGCAGAUCAACAGCAGCCUCCGCAGCACAGCAAGUACAAGACAUACAUGUGCCGUGAUAUGAAGCAAAGAGGAGGGUGCCCCCGUGGGGCCAGCUGUACCUUUGCACAUUCGCAGGAAGAGUUAGAAAAAUUUCGUAAGAUGAACAAACGUCUGGUUCCUCGAAGACCCCUGAGUGCCUCCUUAGGCCAACUGAAUGAAGUGGGCUUAUCUUCAGCAGCUAUCCUGUCAGACGAAGGGGCAGUGGACCUGCCCAGCAGAAAACCCUCUGCCUUGCCAAAUGGGAUUGUUUCAGCCGGCAGUGCAGUGACACAGCUUAUCUCUCGUGGAACUGACUCCAGCUACGAUUCAGCACUGAAGCCUGGGAAGAUCGACCACCUUAGCAGCAGUGCCCCUGGGUCACCUCCUGACUUGCUGGAAUCUGUUCCCAAGAGCUCUCUGUCUGCCUUACCAGUGAACUCUCAUCCCGUGCCACCCCGGGGACCGGCAGACCUGGCUCAGAUAUCCGUCGGCAAGCAGCUCCAGAUGGUACCACGAGGCUCCCCGUUAUAUCCUGCUCAGCAAGCCGAUGUGUUUUACCCAGAUCCUCGGGGAGCAGCCCCACCAUUUGAACCCCCACCCUACCAACCAGGUGUGUAUUAUCCUACAGCUCAGUCUUCACAGUGUAUGUCUCGAUUUGUCCGACCUCCACCAUCCGUUCCUGAGCCAGGUCCUCCGUAUUUAGAACAUUGCUCACCAUACUUCCAAGACCGCGUGGUGAAUUCUCAGUAUGGCGCACAACCACAGCAAUACCCUCCUAUGGGACAGCCCAUGUACCCUCCCCACUACGACAGCCGCCGUGUGUAUCCCUCUGCUCAGCCAUACCCCCGGGAAGAGAUCAUCAGAGGAAGCCCUGUGCCCAUUGAAAUUCCUCCACCAGCUGUAUCGCCAUAUGUACCUGAAACAAGAGACAGAUAUCCACAAGUGGAAGGCUACUAUCCAGUCAGUCCGCAUCUCAGCCAGAUCCGACCUUCGUAUCCCAGAGAGCCUUAUGGCCGGCCUCCACCUCAGCCACACCCCAGCCUAGAUGAACUGCACCGUCGUCGGAAAGAGAUCAUGGCUCAGCUAGAGGAAAGGAAAGUCAUCUCCCCUCCUCCUUUUGCACCGUCACCAACUCUGCCUCCCUCUUUCCACACUGAUGAGUACAUGGAUGAAGACCUGAAGUUAGCUGGCAAAUACAAAGGAAAUGAUUACAGCCAGUAUUCUCCUUGGUCAUGUGACACCAUCGGCUCCUACAUCGGAACCAAAGAUGUAAAACCCAAAGACAUUGUGGCAGCAGGGACUGUGGAGAUGGUGAACGUGGAUAGCAAAGGGAUGCGAGACCAGCGGUUGGAUUUGCAGAGGAGAGCAGCAGAGACUGGCGACGACGAUCUCAUUCCAUUUGGAGACCGGCCCACCGUCUCAAGGUUUGGUGCAAUCUCACGUACGUCUAAAACUAUGUACCAGAAUCCCGGGCCCAUGCAAGCCAUGACAGUUCAAGGAGCUUCCACAAAACCAGUCAACAUUUCAGAUUACAGCCCUUAUGGAACACACAGCGCAUGGGGAGGCUCACCAUAUGCACCCCACCCAAACCUACCUUCUCAGGGACGCCUUAGUGACAGGGAAAGAUUGUCCAUAACAGAUGCAGCUGGCCAUGGGAAGCCUUUGCCCUCGGCCGAGAGGGAGCAGCAGCUUCGGCUUGAACUGCAACAGCUAAACCAUCAGAUCAGCCAACAGACACAACUUCGAGGACUGGAGGCUGUUAGUAACAGGCUGCUGUUGCAGAGGGAGGCGACCACCUUGGCAGGCCAACCACAGCCCCCACCGCCACCUCCCAAGUGGCCUGGAAUGAUCUCGAGUGAACAGCUGAGCUUGGAGCUACACCAGGUGGAGAGGGAGAUCGGGAAGAGAACCCGGGAGCUGAGCAUGGAGAGCCAGUCUUCCCUGGAAGUGAAAAGCAAACUGGGUGCCAGUAAGCAAACAGAAAACGGGCAACCAGGCAAGGUGCCAGCUGAGGACCUUGCGCUGGCAUUCAGCAGUGAUGUUCCGAAUGGAUCAGCCCCAACCCAAGAAAAUGUCGGCCUCCUCUCAAACAAAACUGCAGCUCUGAGCUUGUCAGAGGACACCGAAGGGGGAGGAGGUGAGCAGGACACCCAGAGGGCAGGGACAACAUCCACAUCUGCUCCCUGAAGGAACAAAAAGCAUCCCUCCACUUCUGUCGGGGGUCACCUCCCCCCUCCUCCUCGGGAUGAUGGGAGACAGCAAGAACUCAACGGCAGCAGGUCCGGAGAUAAUGUGCACAACACCACUACUAGAAACAAACCCUGCACAUAGUUCACAUUAACACAUUUUUUAAUUAAAAAAAAAAUGAAAAUUAGCAGUAUCUGCA